AUGCCUGUUGAGAGCUACGGAGUAUGGAAGGCAAAGCCUGUUCGCUUUACUUACGAAACCGAUGCAGAUGACCAUGUGUCUCCCCAUCUCUCGCUGUUCUUCACUACCAGUGACAAUAGCCAGGGGGAAGGCCGCGCAGCAAUCAACAUCAAGUCUGGAGACAAAAGCGACUCGAGGUUAGUGUUUUGGUUGGUGAAGAACUUCGAGAACUUUCAAAAUGAACGACUCCGGGAAUUAAAACCAGGAUUUCAUCUGCUGGAAGGCACUAUGGAGCAAGCCCCCAACGGUCUCGCCCUGGACUACAUUAGAGGCAAUCUGUUCCACCGAGAAACAGGCAGACUUCUACCCCAUGACAUUCCUGGACCAGAUAAUGAUAUACUGGAUGAACUUAUCCCGGUGCUGGAUGGCGCGGUCGACCACGACAGCGUGAUUUACAUUUUUGGAUCGCAUUUCAACACUGGCAACGGGAUCCAUAAUGUUCACAUGAACCAAGGAAGUCCUAAGAAGUGGAAAAAUGACAACGGCAUCUAUCAGGACGGGGGUAUCCUGCUGGACUUUGGGGAUCACUGGAAGGGGGUGUUCAUUGGUUUCGCAUCCCAGGCCGUGCAUACCGAUGCCGAAGGACAACCUACUCCACUCCAUGGGUAUCUUAGCUGGAAUGAGCUCUUAAACCCUGAAAUCCCGGGGGAGCAACGACAAAGGCGCGAUGUCCAUGAUCGGACAGUUACCAUUAGUGAGGCCAUGAUCCGUCAUCAUGGUUCAGACCCGACAACCAAAUCCGACUCGAUCGUCACUCUCACGAACCGCGCGGACGCGCCCGUGAUACUUAAUGGCUGGAGCGUCCGGAAUCACAAGGGCGAAAACGAAUACCUGCCCGACGGUGCCGUCUUGCGUCGAAGGCGUCGCCAGAGUUUCCAGCUGCACAACUGUGCGCUUUCCGAUGAGGGCGGUACAAUCACGCUGUUGAAUGAGCAGGGACUCAAGGUGGACGGUGUGCGAUAUACGGCCGAACAAACAAGACCUGGCCAUGUUGUGUCAUUUUAG
Messenger RNA from Aspergillus pseudonomiae, 1044 nucleotides. RefSeq lists its product as uncharacterized. The transcript has a single exon. The record is from RefSeq and is a predicted model, not a curated record. Lineage: Eukaryota; Fungi; Ascomycota; Eurotiomycetes; Eurotiales; Aspergillaceae. The coding region runs from base 1 to 1044 and encodes 347 amino acids.